This is a messenger RNA of Drepanopeziza brunnea f. sp. 'multigermtubi' MB_m1, 381 nucleotides long. The record is from RefSeq and is a predicted model, not a curated record. NCBI's taxonomy places the organism in Eukaryota, Fungi, Ascomycota, Leotiomycetes, Helotiales, Drepanopezizaceae.
AUGUCUUCCACGAAUUCGAAAACACAGGACUUCAACUCGCAGGCCGAGAUCCGCGUGCCGCAGGAGCCAUUCAGUACCGUCGCACUCUUCCCCCAGCUUCCAAGGGAGAUCCGUGGUGCUGGGAAACCAACCUCGGGUGUAGAUGGAAAGAUGCUAGAAGGCUCCUCUACGUACGUCUCGAGAGAGAGAAGCACAGCAAAUCUACCACGCGAGAACGACAUACACACCUCUGCUUUCUACCAACGCGGGGGGAAAGAAUCCCUCUUAGGUCCCGUGUUUCGGAAACCUGCCAAAAUAGACCCCGGCAACGCUUUGCUUCGAAGCCGGUAUCAAGUCGUCCCUGAGGGGGUUGCUCUCCGAGCAGUAACCCCCAGGACGUGA